UGCGCCAGCUGGUUUUGGCCCAACAACGUUACCUGUAGGAAAUAAUACAUCGGCGGAAUCACGUAACAUUUCUUCAUCAUCAUCAAAUGAUUCGUCAGGCAGUGGAUAUAAAUUUCCGGAUCGUUUCAAAGCUUUCUUCCGUUAUCACAAUUAUAAUUUAGAUAAUCAGAAUGAUAAUAAUGAAGAAUUUAUUAAUGCACCGUGGAGUGCAGCAGAUGGUGUUAAAAAAUACGGCCUGCAUCAUUUUAACAUUUGUAAAGUACUUGGAAAAGGAAGUUUUGGAAAGGUAUUAUUGGUGGUACUUAAAAAUAAGGAAGAAUAUUAUGCGAUGAAAUGUUUGAAAAAGGAUGUAAUACUUGAAGAUGACGAUACUGAAUGUACCUUUAUCGAACGACGUGUACUCAUCUUAUCAUCACAAUGUCCAUUCCUUUGCCAGCUGUUCUGUUCAUUUCAAACAAAAGAAUAUUUGUUUUUUGUAAUGGAAUAUCUCAAAGGUGGUGAUCUCAUGCAUCAUAUUCAAGUGGUUAAAAAAUUUGAUGAAAAUCGUUCUCGAUUUUAUGCAUGCGAAAUUAUCAUUGCAUUACAAUUUCUUCAUUCAAAAGGCAUCAUUUAUAGAGAUUUAAAAUUAGAUAAUAUUUUAUUGGAUUCGGAUGGGCAUAUUCAUUUAGCUGAUUUUGGUAUGUGUAAAACGGAAAUGAACCGAGAAAAUGGUAUGGCAUCAACAUUUUGCGGUACACCGGAUUAUAUUGCACCCGAGAUAAUUAAAGGUCAAUUAUACAAUGAAGCGGUUGAUUUUUGGUCAUUCGGCGUUUUAAUGUAUGAAAUGUUAACUGGUCAAAGUCCAUUCCGUGGUGAAGGAGAAGAUGAGCUUUUCGAUUCAAUUUUAAAUGAAAGACCAUAUUUUCCAAAAAGCAUUAGCAAAGAAGCUGCAAAAUGUUUAAGUGCGUUAUUUGAUCGUAAUCCAAAUACUCGUCUUGGUAUGCCAGAAUGUCCAGAUGGUCCAAUACGAACACAUUCAUUCUUUCGUGGUGUCGAUUGGAAAAGAUAUGAAACACGACAAAUGCCACCACCAUUUAAACCAUCUGUGAAAUCACCGAAUGAUAUUUCGAAUUUUGAUGAUGAUUUUACGCAAGAGAAGCCAACACUUACACCAAUUGCUGAUAAAACAUUAUUAGCAUCAAUUGAUCCGGAAGCAUUUCUGAAUUUUUCAUAUACAAAUCCGGAAUUUAGAUAA
This is a messenger RNA of Cercopithifilaria johnstoni, 1234 nucleotides long. NCBI's taxonomy places the organism in Eukaryota, Metazoa, Nematoda, Chromadorea, Rhabditida, Onchocercidae. The record is from the annotation of a GenBank genome assembly.